Suillus plorans is the source of this 2418-nucleotide messenger RNA. RefSeq lists its product as uncharacterized. Bases 1 to 2418 code for a protein of 805 amino acids. The record is from RefSeq and is a predicted model, not a curated record. Lineage: Eukaryota; Fungi; Basidiomycota; Agaricomycetes; Boletales; Suillaceae. The transcript is spliced from 5 exons.
AUGCUCGAUAGGUUGGAAGACGAUACAUAUGCGUACCGGCGAAAGAUCAACCAUUACUACCCUUUCCACGACGAAGGCGAAUGGGAAUUAGGGAAGUUCUUGGUCGAAAACCUCACUCAAACGCAAAUCACUAAGUUUUCGAAGUUGAAAUGGUUUAACGAUCACCCAAGACCGUCUUUCACCACGAAGGAUAAACUCUUGGACUGGAUGGACUCGCUUCCUUGUUUUACGGAGUGGCAAGUCUCCAAAAUAGAGUUUUCAGGCUACAAGACCGUUUAUCCCAUCGAACUCAUUUGGCGCGAUGCAUUGGAUGUAGUCAAGCAACUUUUUAGUGACCCUAUCUUUGCGAACCAUAUGACGUUUGUCCCACACCACAUCGGUGUCGGUAAUCAGCGUGAAUAUGGAGAUUACAUGAGCGCUGAUAUGGCAUGGAAAAUCCAGGACUACCUGCCUAUUGGCGCAACCCAGGUUCCCAUCAUCUUGGGAUCCGAUAAAACUCCUGUCACGCGACUUACUGGAGGACUGGAGAUGCACCCGAUUUUCAUCACCAUCGGUAAUAUCGAUUCGGAGGUUCGUUCUAAAGCAACAUUACGAGCUUGGCGCUGCAUUGCCUACAUGCCAAUCGUAAAGUUCCGUGUGCAUACAGAUUAUCAGAGUAUUCUUCAGGCACGGCUAUGGCAUAAAUGCAUGGACCUCGUCUGUGCUAACCUCAAGGCCGCGGCAGCAGAGGGAUGUUUCAUGCCUGACCCUUUUAGAUUUAUCCGUUAUGUUUUCACGCCCCUUACAGUUGAUCCCUGGGACCUUGACAAGUUCCAGAAAGCGGCCAAAGUUCUCAAUCUGUCUGGAGUUCACAUGCCUUACUGGCGUGAUUGGAUAUAUGCAUGCCCAUCCGUCUUCCUCGCUGGCAAAAUUCUACAUACCUGCUUCAAAUUUUUCGCUGAUCACCCGCUCAAAUGGGUGAAGGAGACUGUAGGAGCUUACGAGCUUGAUACCCGUUACAUUGCUCAGCAUAAGCGGGUUGGCACGCGCCACUUCGCCAAAGGGAUCACGCAUGUCAAGCAAAUGACGGGCUGUGAAUAUAGAGAUAUACAACGCACUAUCGUUGCAUCAAUCGCAGGUGCUGUUUCACCCAGAUUUAUUCGCGCAAUCCGCGGCCUUGUAGACUUCACAUAUCUUGCACAACACCCAGUUCAUUCACCCCAAUCACUCCAAGCCAUGACGCAGGCACUUUCGGAUUUUCACUCCUUCAAGGACGCUAUCGUCGCUGCAGAAGCGAGGAAGGGGAAGAAAGGCGUGAAAGAAGAUUUCUUUAUUCCAAAACUCGAGCUAAUGCAAAGUUUCGAGGGUACGAUCAGGAGGUUGGGCACGUUGAUGCAAUUCUCAGCUGAUACGACGGAGCGAUUGCUCAUAACACACUGUAAGGACCUUUUCCCUCGGACGGCUCGACAAAGCAAAGAUUUCACGGAGCAGUGCGUUCGUAUUCUUAAUCGUCAGGAGUUGAUGGAAAUAUUUGAUUUAUAUGCGUUGUUGACUUCUCGGGGAGCAUCACUGGUCAAUGCCAUACACGCUGAAGAUGAGGAUGUCACAAUCGCUAAUCCUGCACUUUCUUGGGUUUCCCGCAUACUCCCUGACGAGGUGAAGUCGGUUCAUGGUCCCAGACCAGUCCGUAACCAUUUUCUCAAGGGCAUUCUUUCUGGAGACGCGCUCACGGCUUUCCAACUGAAUGUUACCCCAGACUAUAAAUCACUGUCACCGGCUGAAAUACGCACGAAAUACACUCUCCCUGACUUUGAUCACACGCUCACCGACUUUAUUCGUCGUUCAUCCCUGGCUAGCGACGAGCACACCUGCUGGGACCCCAAAUAUGGGCGCUUCCAGGUGUGGAACAAGUUUCGGCUGCAGCUGCACUCGGCCUUCCAGCCACGGGUCAUCAUGCCAAGCAGAGUAGUACAAGCAUACCCGCUGAGCAAUGAUUUCCCCUUGGGCAAUUGCGAUACCAUUCUUAUCGAUGGCCCGGGCAUGGAUGGCAACAUAACUAGUUAUGUCGCACAAGUUCGACUGAUUUUUCAACCGACGAUUCGACGAGGUUCUGAUGUGGAGCUGCCAUCGUACCUUUCCAACCCACUUCUCUAUGUCCAGUAUUUCCGUUUCAUCUCUCGUCCUGAAGACCGUCCUGAACUCAUGAUGUGGACCGUGGAACGCGUGUACACUCAUGAUGCAAAUGGUAACCGCCAUAGACAUGGAGCUGUCGUGCGACUUACGGAUGCAACGCAUGCGGUCGAAUUGAUACCGGAGUAUGGUGAGGCAGUGGACAAGAGCAUGACCUCUGCGACAUGCUCGGAAAGCUAUGAGCGUUUCUUUCUGAAUAAUUUUGCGGACAAGGAGAGUUAUCAUGCAUUCAGUACUGAGUUUGUAUAG